AUGGCUGGCUCCAAAUCACAGCAAAAGAUGCCAGGGGAGGAUGCCGAAGUCGAUGACAGCACCACAGAGCAUACUGUUGACGAUGCUGACGACUUUGUCAACAUGCCACAUAGCCAAUCGUUACAUAUGAUACAGAACUGGCCGCAUGCGUGCCUUAACAAUUGUGCAAAUCUUGAGUUGAGAAACGUCGGCCAGGAGGGGAAGCACGAAGGCAUACCCAUUCCAGCAUACUCUAUCAAAGAGAGGCUUUGUGGAGUAACCAUCAUGAUCAAAGCCACGAUCAUACACCAUGCUCUGCGAAAAUUGAAAACGGUCGACUACUUCCCUGAUACAUGCGACAUUCGUCUCGUACGUCCUUCUCACAAACCACCAGACUCUCCAUCUAUGAAAUGGCUCAGUGAGGCUCGAGCACAAGCUCAAAUCGAGAGACGCUGCAUUGCUCUCAGAAUCUAA
Molecule: messenger RNA, 453 nt
Organism: Laetiporus sulphureus 93-53
Lineage: Eukaryota; Fungi; Basidiomycota; Agaricomycetes; Polyporales; Laetiporaceae
Exons: 2
Coding region: 1-453 (150 amino acids)
Source: RefSeq, a predicted model, not a curated record